Paecilomyces variotii is the source of this 1017-nucleotide messenger RNA. RefSeq names its product Reticulon-domain-containing protein. The record is from RefSeq and is a predicted model, not a curated record. The transcript is spliced from 7 exons. NCBI's taxonomy places the organism in Eukaryota, Fungi, Ascomycota, Eurotiomycetes, Eurotiales, Thermoascaceae. Bases 1 to 1017 code for a protein of 338 amino acids.
AUGGCUUCCACCAACGCCGGUGACGUCCACUACCCCGUCACCAAUGGAACAAACGUCAAGGAUACGGUCUUGGAUGGCCCCGUUGUGCAGAACAUCAAGUCCGAAGCCAACCGCACCGGAGAUGACUUUCGCGGCCUGAAGAGCUCCAAGGUGGAGUCUUCGACCACCACCGCUACCGGCCAGCCCUUGACGCCCUACCACUCGUUGCUGUACAGUCUCCUGAGCUGGGAGCACCCUCGCGCGACUGCUGUGUCCUUUGCCAGCGUUGUGACUUUCAUCUUCGCUGCUCGAUACCUCCCCCUUCUUCGCUGGGCAUUCAAGUUCCUCUACGUGGCUCUGGGAUUUACCGCUGCGCUUGAGCUUGCUGGAAAGCUGGUCCUCUCCCAAGGACUCGCCAGUUCUUUCCGUCCCCGGAAGUACUACACUGUCCCUAAGGAGGCGAUUGAGGGAGUUCUGGAGGAUCUCGAACAGCUCGUGGACUUCUUCCUCAUUGAGUUCCAGCGCAUUCUGUUCGUUGAGAACAUCAUCCACACUGUUGCGGCCUUCACCGCUGCAUUCUUCUCCUACUGGCUUAUCAAGAUCCUUCCUCUCUGGGGCCUGUCUUUGAUCGGCGUGACUGUCGCCUACCUGGGCCCUCUCAUCUACAUCAGCAACCGCGAGAUCAUCGAUGGUUACAUUGAGAAUGCUCAGAAGGUCAUCCACUCUCAGGCCAACCAGGUCAAGGACAUCGCUGGCCAGCAGACUGCUCACGCUACCGGCUUGGUGAAGCAGUAUGCGGGUACCUACAGCUCCAAGGCACAAGAGUACAUUGGAAACCGCCGUUCUGUCUCCCCCGAAGUCAGCAAGGUGGCCCCCGCCCCGGCUCUCGUCAAGGCCGAGCCCAUCCCCGAGUCCACGGUCCAGCAGACGGAUUUCCCCGAGGCGCCCAAGGAGGAGCCUGUCGGCCAGCACGUCGAGUCUCCGGUGUCCGCUGUGCCGACCGAGUCUGAGCUCAAGCCAGAGCCUCUGGUUGCGUAA